AUGGGUGUUCCCCACACCAUGGAUACUGGUAUUGUUGCCAAUAUGGAGGUCAGUGACUUAGAUGGUAAAAACUUUGUCAAAUUACCAAAGGUGUACAGCAAGAAACACAUGCCUGUCACCAGAGAUCAUGUACCAACUAUCAAGGACAUUUCGAAAUGGCCGCAUUUGAGAGACAUUCCACUUCCAGAGAUUACAGCAGAUGUUGGGCUGUUGAUAGGCAAUUCAGUGGCGGACGCAUACACGCCACUGAACGUUGUCACAGGACCAAGAGGCUCACCCCAUGCUACUCAGACAGCAUUGGGUUGGAACAUUAUCGAUAUGCAGUAUGCAGUCAAGGUCGAGCCAGAUUCCAAGCAAGGAGAGCCAGGUCGUGUAUGGUAUAUACCCCACCAUGGGGUGUAUCACCCCCGAAAACCGGAGAAAAUUAGAACAGCGCUUGACAACAAGGACAAUUUUAGCGACGACAUCAUUGAUGGAAUGCUCCGAUCCUUCUAUGUUGAUGACUUUAUACGAUCUGUUCUUGGCACUGAGAAGGGGAUAACUACAACCAGGGACACCAUAGCUAUCUGUGGCAAGGGUGGCUUUCGUCUAACCAAGGUUUUGAGCAAUAGUGUUGAAGUGAACCAAUCAGUCCCAUUGCAAGAGAGAGCAAAGUCGCUACAGCUGAGCUUUGAAGGAGAUGAUCUCCCAGUAGAAAGGGCGCUUGGUGUUGUUUGGUCGGUUGAGAAGGACACUUUAGGUUUCCAGACUUUGUUAAAUGAGAAGCCAGCAACACGCCGAGGCAUGUUAUCGUUGAUCAGUGCGGUAUUUGAUCCAUUAGGAAUAGCUGCGCCAUUCAUUGUACCUGCUAGGAUAAUACUGCAGACACUGUGUAAGGAGCAGAUGGGAUGGGAUGAUUCAAUUCCUGACAGCGAGCUUCAAAAUUGGCAAAGUUGGGUAGAAGAGUUAACAGUGUUAGAAAAAUUGGCAAUACCAAGAUGCCUAAAGCCAUUGGGUUUCGAAAAUGUUACAUUGUGCCAAUUACAUGUGUUCGCGGACGCUAGUACCCAGGGCUAUGGCAUUGCUGCAUACGUUAGGAUGGUUAAUACUGGAGGACAAAUCAACUGUGAGCUUCUGAUGGGCAAAGCAAGAGUCGCGCCGCUAAAAAAGAUUACGAUACCGCGCAUGGAGCUUACUGCAGCCGCUACUGCAGUAAAGUUCGGCCAUCUGAUAAUCCAGCAGAUGGAUUACAACUUUCAUGACAUUAGGUAUUGGACUGAUAGCAUGUCAGUGUUGCGCUACAUUCACAACUCAGCUACCCGUUUUCACACAUUUGUGGCCAAUAGACUGACGACCAUCCAUGAAGGAAGCCAACCAGGUCAGUGGAGCUAUGUUCCCACAAGGGAGAACCCUGCAGAUGCUGCAUCAAGGGGCCUUAGUCUGAAAAACGAGGCUGGCACACAAAUGUGGCUCAAGGGACCAGAUUUCUUGCAGAAAGAUGAAUCAGAGUGGCCAAGGACAGAACUGUCGAGUAGUUUACCUAUAGAUGACCCAGAGCUCAAAAGGGUCAGUGCAGCAACCACAGUAGUUAGUGAAGCUCAUACUACUGUAGACACUCUCUUCAGCAGAAUUUUUAGUUGGAGUAAACUGAGAAGAAUUGUGGCAUGGGUAAUUCGAGCGCAAAGAGUUUUCCGAGGAAAACACCCCAAACCUGGUGAGACUUGUUUGAAUAUCGAGGAUGUUACCACGGGUACCAAGAGAUUGACGAUGGAUGAGCUGAAUAGAGCUGAGAUGGCAAUAGUACGUUUCGAACAAGAAAGAUUCCUAGUUGAGGAUAUGAAAGUUAAGGGGGCAAGCAUUCAAAAAUUAGACCCGUUUCGAGAUGACCUGGGUCUGAUCAGAGUUGGUGGACGUCUUAGAGCUACUAUACCUGUAGAGACUAAACAUCCCAUUCUUCUGCCGAGACAAUCUGUGGUGCCUAAACUCAUGUUAGAGGAACUCCAUAGGACCCACGGGCAUGUGGGGCGCAAUAUGGUUCUGUCAGUAUUUCGGAAAAGGUACUGGGUGGCUAGAGGAACCAAACUCAUAGGGACAAUGAUUGCAAGGUGUGUCAUCUGUAGGCGCUACAGAGCAAAAGUAGGUGAGCAGAAGAUGGCAGAGUUACCUGUUCAAAGACUUAUGGGUGGUGAGAAAGCUUUUACCCGUUCCGGCAUGGAUUACUUCGGACCAUUUGAGAUAAAACGAGGACGGAAUGCUACAAUCAAACGGUAUGGAGUCCUGUUCACGUGCUUUGCAACGAGAGGAGUACAUCUUGAAUUAGCUAGUUCAUUGGAUAUGAGUUCUUGUAUCAAUGCAAUAAGACGUUUUGUUGCCAGGCGAGGAUCAGUGAAAUGGUUACGUUCAGACAAUGGUACUAACUUAGUGGGUGCCAAGGCCGAAUUAAAGAGGGCGCUGCAUGAGUGGAACCAGGAUAAAAUGCAUGCAACACUUCAACAGGAGGGCAUUGAGUGGGUGUUCAAUGCGCCCACUGCCUCGCAUCAUGGCGGCGUGUGGGAACGACUUAUCAGGGUUACUAGGAAAGUUCUUUACGGUGUCAUGAAAGAACAGGCUGUUAGAACUGAUGACGAGGGAUUACAGACUCUAUUUUGUGAAGUAGAGUCAAUAAUCAAUAGUAGGCCAAUUACAGUGGCAUCAGACAACCCGAAUGAGUCAGAAGCGCUGACUCCAAAUCACUUGCUGAUUCUUCAGACGGAUCCAGAGUUGCCUCCAGGGGAGUUUGUUAAGAAGGAUUUGUAUGUAAGGCAAAGAUGGCGUCAGAUUCAGCAUCUCACGGAGGUUUUCUGGCGAAGAUGGAGACAGGAAUAUGUCUUGUUGCUCCAAGAAAGACAGAAAUGGCUGCAACCGCGCAGAAAUAUGUCUGUCAAUGACAUUGUCUUGAUUACGGACAAUACUCCAAGGAACCAGUGGCCAAUGGGAAGGAUCAUUCAGGUCGAUGAGGACGACAAGGGACUAGUUCGUGUGGUUCAUGUGAAAACGAAAACCUCUGUGUUUGUGCGUCCCGUCACAAAGGUUGUGACAUUGUUGGAAGUUUAG
Lineus longissimus is the source of this 3072-nucleotide messenger RNA. RefSeq lists its product as uncharacterized. Gene Ontology annotation, molecular function: nucleic acid binding. The record is from RefSeq and is a predicted model, not a curated record. Bases 1 to 3072 code for a protein of 1023 amino acids. Gene Ontology annotation, biological process: DNA integration. The transcript has 3 exons. NCBI's taxonomy places the organism in Eukaryota, Metazoa, Nemertea, Pilidiophora, Heteronemertea, Lineidae.